AGGAAAUUAUACCCACCUAUUAAGAGACAGAAAGACUGCAGUCUGGGGAGCUUCGCCCUUCAGGACAGAUAAUCUUCAUAGAAAACACAUUAAUAGCCUCUGUUUGGAAUUUGGAUGAAAUUGUUUGCCAAAAGCUUUCAAAUCAUGAUGUUCUUGUACGUGAACAUCUUGAUACUGUUCGUCCAGGAGAUCGCUCUGUCAAGCAUCCCGACCACAUCACCAAGAGGAUGUCCCACCUGCACAGAAAAGUCUGUCGACUUGAUCGUGCCGUCUUUGGCUCCCGGAGAGCCGUGUGGCGUCUACACGCUGAGCUGUGCCCCGGGUCUGCGCUGUGAACCUCCAAAGGAUGAGCUGAGGCCCCUGCGUGCCCUGCUGGAGGGCAGAGGCGUCUGCUGCAGUGUCAGCACCACCGCACCGACUACACGGCUCUACACUCGAGGUAAGGUUUCCCAACCAUAUUUGGUGCUGACUGGGGAUCCAACUGAGGCUCCCUGUCGCAAAAUGCUCACCAAAGUCAUCAAAGGACUUGAUGCCCAUUUAUUUAAGUCCAAUCAUGAUAUCUACAUGCCCAACUGUGACAUAAAUGGUUUCUACAAAAAGAAGCAGUGCUGGUCCUCUCGGGGUAAGCAACGUGGAAAGUGUUGGUGCGUGGAUGAGAAUGGCUUCCCCGUCCCACCGAAGACUAAACAAAAGGGGAAUUUGAUCUGCUGAGGAGCAUGAAAGAGGACACAGAUGAAGGAACAUUGAACUAAAUAAACCGAACACCCUGUUUCACGUGUUACAUUUCCAUCAGAUGGAAACAGAUCUUCAUCCCAGAGGAGUUGCUUUACGGGGAGAUCAAACUUUGUCUCAGUACGCCCUCUGCUGAACACACUCAGACUGAUCAUUUGACUCUUCCACUUUUGCCUGUAUUGUAUAUUGUUAUUAGAACUAUGCAUC
Fundulus heteroclitus (mummichog) is the source of this 939-nucleotide messenger RNA. Its product is annotated as insulin-like growth factor-binding protein 3. The record is from RefSeq and is a predicted model, not a curated record. Gene Ontology annotation, biological process: regulation of insulin-like growth factor receptor signaling pathway. Gene Ontology annotation, cellular component: extracellular region. Bases 115 to 711 code for a protein of 198 amino acids. NCBI's taxonomy places the organism in Eukaryota, Metazoa, Chordata, Actinopteri, Cyprinodontiformes, Fundulidae. The transcript has 5 exons. Gene Ontology annotation, molecular function: insulin-like growth factor II binding; fibronectin binding; insulin-like growth factor I binding.